Bombus impatiens (common eastern bumble bee) is the source of this 2683-nucleotide messenger RNA. RefSeq lists its product as uncharacterized. The record is from RefSeq and is a predicted model, not a curated record. The coding region runs from base 315 to 1028 and encodes 237 amino acids. The transcript has 6 exons. Lineage: Eukaryota; Metazoa; Arthropoda; Insecta; Hymenoptera; Apidae.
UUCUCAGAGUCAGUUGUGCACUACCGGUUGCGAAGUACGGAUCGUACUGUGAUUACGUGUUCAUUGACUGGUAUUCGUGAGUUAAGAAUAACAUUUUACGGUAUCGGAGAAACUGAAACAACGUGCGUGUGACACGUUCUUUACAUUCUAUUUAACCUUUCGAGGAAACACGCUCGUUCUACACUAUCGUGUGUUAGCGUUUCGAAAACACUUUUGCUCUCGUGUGCGAGUGAGUUGCAUUCGCGUCUUUCGCUACGACCUCGUCUGAGUGAAACAGAACCUGUGAAACAAACUGUCGUCGAAGAAGUCUAGAAAUGAGAAAACUUAUGGAGAAACAGCUGUCUUGGCUUGCCUUACUCGUCACUGCGUUCUACUCUCUGCUUGGCAGUUGUCGGGGCGAAGAGUGCGGACACGAAAGGCUGGUGAAGUGCGGAAGACCACUCGAGAGAAUCAACAGGAACGAUUUGAGUUUCGCCGUGAAAAAGGAGGAACUUCAGCAGCUAUGCCCAGAUUUCGAGGCUGGCAUGAAGUGCAUCCAGACGUACACGUUGGAUUGUCUGCAGGAGAAACAAAGGGAACACUUCAACUCAUUGUACGCAGGCACCAACAAGGUGGUCAUGGAGCUGUGUCAAGAUGGCCCUUAUCAGGACGAAUUCCUACGACAUGCACCAUGCAUGCAAAAGGUGCAACCGAAAUACGAGGCCUGUUACAAGAAGUACCAAAGAAUCACUCAGGAUAUCGAAAGCGGAAAUCAAAUUGCGAACCCGAAUGAACCCCUCAAGCCUUUGUGCUGUGGCUUCAGGGAAUUUUUGGAAUGCUCGCAUCAUACGAUUCGUCGGCAAUGUGGCUAUGACACAGCUCAAUUUGCAAAGGGGUUCCUCGACAGAAUGUCGAUCUCACUUCUUAAGGAACAUUGUGCGCCGUAUACGGAGAAGGAGUGCUGGAUCGGUAGCGGCGCUACUAGCGUGUACAAAGUACAGACACUAGUGAUGGUCGUUUUGGCGGUGCUAGCAAGGUACUUCACGUAAGCGAUUAGGCGGCACUCGUAGCCAGAAAAAGGGGACGAUUUCCGUGCAUCACGAGCGUCGUGCUGAAACCGGGGCCCCCGUUCGUUCUCCGCUUCAGAUUCGCCAGAAUAUUUUUUUAUUUUCCGACGAGCAACCAAGAAGAGGAAAAAAGGAGGCACGCGCACGCGAGCAACGAGUGGGUCGAGAGUAUUAAGAGAGGUAGCGCGAAGGAGAAAAAGGAAAAAGGUAACAAAGACAAAGGGGAAGGAUGUGGAGAAAGGAAAAAGGAAGGAGACGCAGGACGAGAAAAAGUUAAGGAAAGGGAAUAAACCGGCUGGACACGAUCAAAGAGAGGCAGGAAGAAAGUUCUCUCGCCACGUUCUCCGCACGCGAACUUCCUCGCCGCGCUCGUGCGGCAACCGUUUCUCUUUGACGGGAAACGCUCGUGGAAAACAAAGAAGAGAACGUGCUUUCGGACACUGCGACGGGCUUAAUCAUGCAAUCAGAAGGCACGUGCGCCAAGGUGGACGUGUUCCAUCGUGCUGUCACCACUGCUCUACUAUUCGUAGUGCUUCGAUGCUCGAGAAUCGAAUACAUGAGCUGGAUCGGUUUAAGAUCGGAUGCUGAACAUAGACGCGCCAUAUCUUGAUUACGUUUUAAGUUGUUAUUUGUCAAAUAGCUGCUCUGUUCGAGUAUUGCCUCGCGUGUCGUACUAAAGGAGAGAACAGAAAGCGUGAAGCUGACGUGAUUUAAUAGGGGAAUACAGAUGAAAACGAAAGAAAUUUACGAGAGACCAUUAGAAGAUGUCGAUACGACACGUUAAAUUCUAUUUCCAGUUUUGCUAUGGAACAGCAGUGGAAAGGAGGAAAUGAAAAUUACAACCGUGACACAUGAAACACUCGAUUCCUUGAAAAUCUGAUCAUCGAGUGUUUAAUCGUAGAUGGACGACGCGUAAAAGCGCUGAUACUCGCCUGCUUGGCGCGGAAAAGCCUUUAGAGCUAAGAAUAAAACCAUUUUCUCAUAGCGACGUAUAGCGACGAACUGUAUGAAGAAAAGGGGAAUCAAACGUGGAACGCAUCUGUUGGCGAUAAACGUAACUCCGACUAGUCAACAUUUGCCAUAUCUGUUUUCGAAGCGCACGCCACUUGAAAGAAACCAGUAUAUCCUAGAUCUUUCUAACGAAUACUAGAUGUGAUUGCUUCGAGUAAGAACGGGUAGAAGGUUCGCGCCGAGGAUCGGAUACCUCAGAAGAACUCCAAUUUCACGAGCAGCUUGAUGAAGCUGUGGGAAAUCAAGCGGAAAUGUUCGAGCAAAAAAAGUGUGGUUCUUCGGUCCAUCGAAAAACCGGUAUAAUCAUUCGAAUCUAACGUUUGUUUGAAAUAUGAUAAUUCGAAAAGUGUAUUCAAUUAAUUGAUUUUUCCUAUCGUUCAUUUUCUAUUUUUCAAUAGCUGCGACGUUUCAGAGAAAACACUCGCAUUCGUUUACCUACAUUUUAAUGAAUCAUUAAUCGAUACAGAUACGAGAGCAAAUUACGCUAGAAAUUUAACCAACAAACGUUCAACUUUAUAUCAAGAAAUGAACGAAUGAAUAGACUCGAGAGAGUGAAAUCACAGGUUUCUAUGGGUUCAAACAUCUGCGAGAUUAAAACCUACGGUACUUUGGUCGCGAAUAGCAGA